AUGGGCGCUGCUGAAACUUGGUUAUAUCUUUCCCCAUUGGCAAAGUUCCCAGGGCCGAAGUUAGCAGCCGCGACUCUAUGCUCUCCGCGGGAUAAGUACCCAUAUUAUCUGAAACCAUUCGGAUUUCCGCUAUCCGCCUUUGGAACGGAGAAUCACUAUCAACACCGUCGUCGUAGAGGUGCAUUGAACCCAUUGUUUUGUAAUGGAAAAGUUGCACAACGUGAAGGUCUUGUCCAUCAGCUUGUCCACAGACUUUGCCAAUACUUGGAGCAAUUCCGGGUCACUGGCAAGACAGUGCCACUGUCGCUUGGAUAUACAUGUUUGGCGACGGACCUAAUCGUUUCAUACGUACUAGAUGAAAACCAACAAUGGCUCGACGCACCUGGGUGGCUUCCACAUUGGAGGUGGGCGUUGCGAACUUUAUCAGAAAUGGUGAUGGUAUCUAGGCAGGUCACCUGGUUACUUGAAAUUUUAAAACACUUCCCUCGAGCCUGGGUAGCCUCCUCGAACCCUGGUCUGGGCUUGUUUUUUGAACUGGAAGAACGAUUUCGUCGUAAGAUUGAUGAAAUACAAAUAGACAGAGGUAGAGGCUCUCAGCGUGCGGAAACGGAAAUAUCAAAGGGAUACACGUUGAUCGACCAAAUCCUUGAUUCUAAUUUGGAAGUUGAAGAGAAAACCCCUGAGCGAAUUCUCCAAGAAAUCCGAUCUACAACAGCUGCGGGGAUUGAAACAACGUCAAACGCGCUAACUGUCAUAACAUACUAUCUUCUCGACAAUCCAGACAAGCUCCAAAAACUUCAAAACGAGCUUUCCAUUUUGGAAAACGGUGGCAAUUCUGAGCAGCAAGUCCACGAGCUGGGAAAGCUUCCAUACCUGACUUCGGUCAUCCUUGAGGGAUUGCGGUUGUCGUACGGAGUAAGCACACGGCUGCAACGGAAGUCGCCUGAGAAAGCAAUUCAGUACAAAAAUUACUGUAUUCCUCCAGGAACUCCCGUUGGAAUGACAUCGGUUCUCAUGCACCACAAUGAAGCCAUCUUCCCAGACUCAUGCAAGUUUGUUCCAGAGCGCUGGCUGGACCUGCAGGAACGAAAGCGACUUGAGAGAUACCUGGUGUCCUUCGGGAAGGGUUCUCGGCGAUGCGUUGGGCAACGUCUAGCGCAGACGACACUGCUUAUCGCAAUCGCUACUAUUUUCAGGACGUUUGAACUUCAGCUGUGGGGUACGCUAAAGAACGAUAUUGAGAUUAGCCAUGACCUUUUUGUCCCAAGGCCAAAGAACACGAAAUCGAUUGGUUUACAAGUCCGGGUCUUGAAGAAGUACUAG
This is a messenger RNA of Histoplasma mississippiense, 1323 nucleotides long. RefSeq lists its product with no specific name. Bases 1 to 1323 code for a protein of 440 amino acids. Gene Ontology annotation, molecular function: iron ion binding; heme binding; monooxygenase activity. The record is from RefSeq and is a predicted model, not a curated record. NCBI's taxonomy places the organism in Eukaryota, Fungi, Ascomycota, Eurotiomycetes, Onygenales, Ajellomycetaceae. The transcript is spliced from 7 exons.